GAAAAAAACGAAAAGAUAUUAAUACUAUUGAUGAUGCUGUGAAACUUUUACAAGAAUGCAAAAAAAUAAUGGUCUUGACUGGAGCUGGGCUUUGUAUCUAUGUACCAGAUCAUGAAAAGUCGAUCAUUUUUUGCCUCUGUUGUUCAUACACAGAGGGCGUGACGCCAUUCAGAAAAGAUGAGUGAUUCAAAUCAGCUUGUCAGAAAAGCACUCUUCUAUUGCCGAAUCUUGCUGUUUCAAUGAUUGCUAUCAUUCACCUGUUUCUCCUCCUCUUCCCACAGUAUUUUGGGGUAGUCUGAGACAAUAAAUUUUAGUCUUUAUUGACUACUACAAUGCUUUGAUAAACAAUGUUUGUUUAUCAAUGUUUGUUUAUCAAAAGGGGUUUAUUCAUCAAAAGUAAGAAUCUAUUCUGUUACUGUGUUAACAUGUUAAAAAAACCAAAAAAACCCAGCCACCUUGUCCAAGCCGAAGUUUGCAGAUCAAUGAACACUUACUAAUCAAAUUUAAUGCAACAGUAUUUUAAAUUUUUGUUCACUUCUCACAAAAAUUCCAGUAGUAAACAUAAGGCCUGGUGUCCUAUUACUGCCUGUACAGAUUGUACUAAAGGAUUUUUUUGUCCAGUUGUCAAACUUUGUUUCUGUGCUGUUUCUCCUGCUUGUGAUUUGGGAAUUGUUACAUUGGUCCACAAAAAGGGGAAGGGGAAAAAAAAAAAGGGAAAAAAAAAAAAGAAAAAUAAAUAUAGAGAACCCAGACCCAGACUGGUUUUGUUCUUAAUGUCUCUGAGCACUGUGAGCAUACAGAAGUGUGGUUUCCCAAAUAGUUUAUAUCAUAGCAACUCUAUAGCCAAAUAUGUAGUUUCGCUUAUUUCAGAUUGCAAAAAUAUAUUUCAGGUGUCUGUGUCUUGUGGAAUACCUGACUUCAGAUCAAGAGAUGGCAUCUAUGCACGCCUUGCUGUAGACUUCCCAGACCUUCCAGAUCCUCAAGCAAUGUUUGAUAUAGAAUACUUCAGAAAGGAUCCCAGGCCAUUUUUUAAGUUUGCAAAGGAAAUCUACCCAGGACAAUUCCAGCCAUCUCUCUGUCACAAGUUUAUAGCUUUGAUGGAUAAAGAAGGAAAACUACUUCGCAACUAUACUCAGAACAUAGACACAUUGGAACAGGUUGCAGGAAUUCAAAGGAUAAUACAGUGUCAUGGUUCCUUUGCAACAGCUUCCUGCCUGAUCUGUAAAUACAAAGUUGAUUGUGAAGUUGUUCGAGGAGAUAUUUUCAAUCAGGUUGUACCUAGAUGUCCCAGAUGUCCACCUGAUGAACCGCUCGCUAUCAUGAAGCCAGACAUAGUGUUCUUUGGAGAGAACUUACCCGAGCAGUUCCAUCGCGCCAUGAAAUACGACAAAAAUGAAGUUGAUCUCCUUAUUGUCAUUGGGUCUUCACUGAAAGUAAGACCAGUAGCAUUGAUUCCAAGUUCCAUCCCCCACGAAGUGCCUCAGAUCUUAAUUAAUAGGGAGCCUUUGCCUCAUCUACACUUUGACGUGGAGCUUCUUGGAGACUGUGAUGUUAUUAUUAAUGAAUUAUGUCAAAGGCUAGGUAGCGAAUAUACAAAACUUUGCUACAACUCGGUAAAACUUUCAGAAAUAACAGAAAAGCCUCCACGAACGCACAAGGAGCUCGAAAUGCACUCUUCCGAGCUACCGCCUACCCCUUUAAACAUUUCAGAAGGCUCUAGUUCACCAGAAAGAAUGACUCCACCAGAUACUUCAGUGGUGUCUUCAGAACACCCAGCUGAAUGUAAGGUAGAAAACUGUGAUCCUGCCUCAGAAACUAAAGGGACCUGUGCAGAGGAAAAGCUUCAGGACACACAGACAUCGUCAGAAAACCCUGAAAAUCCUGCUAGUGAACUAAUGAACUCUGAAACAAUGAAGGAAAAUGGAUCUAACAACGGAGAAAACAAAGAAAAAAAUGAGAUAUUGAGGAAGUGCUGGGUAAACAGAUCUGCAAAAGAACAGAUUAGCAAAAGGCUGGAUGGUACUCAGUAUCUAUUUUUACCACCAAAUCGCUAUAUUUUCCACGGUGCUGAGGUAUACUCAGAUUCUGAAGAUGAUAUCAUAUCUUCUAGUUCCUGCGGGAGUAGUAGCGAAAGCGGCUCAUGUCGUAGUCAGAGCUUAGAUGUGGAGGAUGAGAGUGAGAUCGAAGAGUUUUACAAUGGCAUAGAGGAUGAGGAUGCUCCUGAAAGGGAAGAGGAACCUGGAUUCGGGGAAGACGGAGUUGAACAAGAUGAAUUGGCAGCUGAUGAAUCAGCUUAUACAAACGAAGCUGCAGGGACUGAUCAUCCGAGCAACAAGCUGUAAAGUGAUCACUGACUGGUUACAGGAACUUUCCACCAGCAUUAGGAGCUUUGGCAUGUCAGAAUGAAUGUUUACGUCUGAAUUUAGAGCAACAAAACCAGAAGGAUGUAGUGUUUAUAAAUAACUAAAACAGAUUUUCAUGCUUAGUUUUUUACCUUUUUCAAUAAAAUUCUAUUACUGCGCACUCAACACUAACUCAUCUUUUUUUUUUAAGGUACUAGGAGUAUCUAAACAAUUGUCACUAUGUUCACUUUUAAGUUCAUCUGUCUGAUCAGGCAUCCAUGUAUAUAAUACAUAUUUUUGCUUAAUGAAUUUCAGCUUAUAUUAUUUUUAAACAGUUUUGAAAAAGCCAUUGGAAUGUUAAACUAAUAUAAAGGGAACAGCUAAUUUAGACCAAAGAAUGGUAUUUUCACACCUCCUGCUUUGUAACAGUUUGGUUUAUUUAAAACUUUCUUAUGCUUCUGCUAAACCUUUCAUUCUCACCUAGUCUGUCAUUAAACACUGGCAUUUUCCAAGACCUACUGUGGCAGCUAAUUUUUUGCUUUAACAGUUUCUUUGUAUGUUUGAGACAUACUUAAAUGUGAGUAGGUAGUUAAAUGGAAACAAGACAGUGAGCACUUGAGAAAUCCUAUGGUAUUCUAUGGUCCUAUGAUCAAGAAGCGCUGUGAAAACGCUUGGGUUACCGAGUUUCAUACUUCCUGUGGAUAUGAAGCGAUGUUGACAUUGGCUCCUUUGCAAUUACAAUACCGGCAUUUUAAACAAAAUGGAUCCCCCCCAGUAGAAGUUUUUCACGUUCCAUACAGAAGUCAAACAUAGCGCAGCUUGCAUUAAAAAUAGCAGUUGAUAAAUUGCCAGGGCUCUAAUGUGGAAGCUAGGCUGAGUUCAGAAUAGCAUUUCUACUGGCACGCAAGAAGGCACAAAAAGAUGAGCUCUUCCUUUAUACUUAUCGAUGCAACAAAACCAGGAGCAACUAACUCGGAUAGCGAGAGCCUCUGCUUACGCUGCUGCGUGGAUAAAACACAAAUUCAUAACCUAACCAUGCAGGACGCUGUUCUGAGGUCACAUCUCGGGUUGGGAAAAUAAUCUUCCACCUGCUAGCUCCACCUUGCAUAUUAAAAGCAAAGCAGCUACUCAAAUUAUUACAUCAUAGAUUCAAGUGCUAGGCUGCCUUAAAACUGGACAUUGCAACUUUUCAAGUGCAGAUUGUUUCCAAGCCUUUAGAACUAUUUUGUAAAAUUGCACAGUGCAGUAGUAAGUGAAACAGCAUUUUUCUAUAAACCACUUUUUCAACAUUGGCCCAAAUGAACUCUACGAUGUAGAUUAUUCAUAUUCUUUGCUUUAAUAUUUAUUACAUUUUGGAAGAUGUAUAGUCGCUGUUCUUUGAACAUAAGACACAUCAGUUAAUAAAUAUUUAAGAACAGCCUCCUGUAUUCAUCAGAAAAUGUUGGCAUGUUGUCUCAUUGUCCAAGUUUAAUACAGCUCUUAUUUGGCUACACUAAAGAAUGCAAUAUGUUUAGUUUUCACUUGCAUGUCACAAUGUAUUAGUUUGUGCUAUAGGAGAUAUUUUAAAUUGAAAUACUUUGUUUUAAAUUAUUUUUACAGUGAGGAUUGUUUUCUGCUCUUUUAUAUUGUAUAUAGUGUCUUUUAUGUAAUCUACUGGCAUAUGUUUUGUAGAAGACUGUUUAAAAUGACUGGCUAUCUUCCUGCAACUUUUGAAAUACAAAACCAGUGUUUUAUACUCGUACACUCUGUUCUAAAGUCUAUUAAAAUUGUCAUUUGA
Messenger RNA from Haliaeetus leucocephalus (bald eagle), 4119 nucleotides. It is a transcript of the gene SIRT1, whose product is annotated as sirtuin 1. Bases 507 to 2342 code for a protein of 611 amino acids. The transcript is spliced from 7 exons. Lineage: Eukaryota; Metazoa; Chordata; Aves; Accipitriformes; Accipitridae. Gene Ontology annotation, molecular function: NAD+ binding. The record is from RefSeq and is a predicted model, not a curated record.